UUUUAUACUUAAUUUAAGCCUACUUCAGGUAAACUGGUAAAGCAAGUCACGACAUAUUUUUUAUUGAUUAAAUAUUUCUACGAAAUUAUAACAUAAAAUAAAAAUCUGUAACCGCGUUGCCAAUUUGCCGUACUCCAUUGAAGAAGUUGAUCAGAAUUCAGAACACGAGAGACUAUGGAGGCCAAGAUCAAUCAAUUCUUCGAGUCUGUCACUAGUUUCUUCGGCGGCGGAGAUCAAAUCCCUUGGUCGACCCCUGAUGUUGUUCGAGGCUGUGAGCGAGAAAUUGUGGAGGCCAAAAAAGAGGGCUCGGAUGAUAGGGUAAAUGAAGGUAUUAUGCGGCUGUCAUGGGCUCUCGUACAUUCAAAACAACCUGAAGAUGUUCAACGAGGGAUAGCCAUGCUCGAAGCUUCACUAACCAACACGAAUAGCCCCUUGCAAAAAAGAGAGAAACUUUAUCUGCUGGCUGUUGGAUAUUACAGAAGUGGAAACUAUGCAAGAAGCAGGCAGAUCCUAGAUCAGUGCUUGGAGAUUGCGCCUGACUGGAGGCAAGCUCUUUCUCUGAAGAAAGCUGUGGAGGAUCGAAUCACUAAAGAUGGUGUUGUUGGAAUUGGCAUCACUGCAACUGCUAUUGGGCUUCUAGCCGGAGGAAUAGCAGCUGCAUUGGCUCGAAAAAAUUGAUAAUUGUGACGUCAGAAUUCAAGAAAAAGGAGCAUAUUUUCUUGUCAUAGCAUUAUAUUAUCAAUGUCUUGAAAAAAGAGCUCUUUUUUUUUUAAUCAGUUUUUGUGGUAUACUUGUGCCUUUGCUUUUGUUUGAAAGUGCUGCUGAUUGGUGCAUAUAAAGAGAUUUUUUUCCCAGAACCUUUGUAAUCCAUUUAAUGAUAAUAAGC
Striga asiatica is the source of this 886-nucleotide messenger RNA. NCBI's taxonomy places the organism in Eukaryota, Viridiplantae, Streptophyta, Magnoliopsida, Lamiales, Orobanchaceae. The record is from the annotation of a GenBank genome assembly.